Xiphias gladius (swordfish) is the source of this 1025-nucleotide messenger RNA. RefSeq lists its product as uncharacterized. Gene Ontology annotation, cellular component: membrane. Lineage: Eukaryota; Metazoa; Chordata; Actinopteri; Istiophoriformes; Xiphiidae. The record is from RefSeq and is a predicted model, not a curated record. Gene Ontology annotation, biological process: lipid metabolic process. Gene Ontology annotation, molecular function: oxidoreductase activity, acting on the CH-CH group of donors. The transcript is spliced from 5 exons. Bases 40 to 861 code for a protein of 273 amino acids.
CCGUUUUUUUUUUUGGGGGGGUGAGGGAGGAGCGCCCAGAUGACGGACCGCCGGAUUCCUGCGCUGCUCGCCGGGCUGCAGGACGCGAUCAUGGGGAGCACUCUGGUCAAGUGUGCCGUGACUGACCUGGGCAUCCAGUGGGCCGGCUGGGCCGUGGCCGCAGCAUUCAAAACCGAGAAGUUUUAUGAUUUAGCAGGAUCGGGCACAUUUAUACUACUGGCCCACCUGAGUCGUAUCUGGGGAGGAGCCGGUCACGUCCGUCAGAAGGUGCAGACUGGCCUGGUGACAGCAUGGGGACUCAGGCUGGGGACAUUCCUCUUCAUGCGGAUCUUGAAGGACGGUCAUGAUCGCAGAUUCAACAAUGUCAGAGACAGCCCAGGGACUUUCUUAGUAUAUUGGACCAUUCAAGCUGUGUGGGUAUUUAUGACCCUCCUCCCGACCCUCAUGCUGAACAGCGAGAGGCGGGACGUGCCUUUGGGAACGAGGGACUAUAUUGGUUGGACUGUUUGGGGCAUUGGCUUCGCUGCCGAGGCUAUUGCUGACCAGCAGAAAUGGCUUUUCAAGCGUGACCCGGAUAAUGCUGGGAAGUUCAUCCAGAGCGGACUCUGGGCCUACAGCAGACAUCCUAACUAUUUCGGAGAGAUCCUGCAGUGGUCGGGCCUGUGGCUCUCGGCGUCAUCAGUGAUGCAGGGUGCCCAGUACCUGAGUGUGGCGUCACCUCUCUUUGUUUGGUUCCUGCUACGGUUCGUCAGCGGUAUUCCCAUCCUGGAGAAGCAGGCCAUGAAGAAGUGGGGCUCGGACCCGGCCUUCCAGAACUACGUCCAGACCACUCCUCUUCUCUGGCCAUGGCCUAAAUUUUGACGUUGAUGAACAUUUUCUCAACAAUAGUUUCCUCACACUAAGGUGCACACAGUCGAGUCAUUACAUUUUCUGAAGAGAACUAAGAAUGUUUUGAAUUGAAUGUAUUAUUGGAAGUAAACUUUCGCUGUCACUUUGUAGCUAUGCUGUAAAAUAAAUUUGUUUGC